AUGAAAGUAUUUACUGUAAUUUUCUAUAAAUUAUUAUUUUAUUUAAUUUUAAAAUAUACACAAGCUACUGAACUAAAUCCCAAGGAGGCGUGUGAGAAUUUUUAUGCUUAUGCCUGCUGCAACUAUAGCCGUGAUAAUCCUGAUCCCAAUUACGGUGAAAUAAUACAAAAAUUAAAUUUUGAAAUGAAUAAACGAUUAAUGAAACAUUUACGCAACUCCUUGCAAUAUCAUGUUUAUAGUCGAAAGCAAACGUAUUAUGAUAAAAUGGGACUAUACUUGGAGUCUUGCAAAAGGGAAACUCAGAGAGAUUUAGGAAAAUAUUUUCAAGAAAUCAAACCCAGUAGGAAAUUAAAUUGGCCGUUAUUAGAUGAAAAUCAACAGCAAUGGUUGGUAACAGUUAAAGAUUUUGAUUUGUGGUCUCUAUUGGGACAGCUGCAAUCUUAUGGUUUGAAUAAUAUUAUAGUUAAUGUGGAAAUUGUAAGAAAUAAAGAUAACAAGCUUAAUAUAUGGCUAACACCAGCUGUCAUCGAAAAAGAGGAGGAGAGAUUGGUGGAGCAGGAAAUUUGGCGGGUAUUAUUAAAGACUUUGGGUAUACAGGAUAUAGAAACCAUUGUACAACAAUUGAUUAAAACCGAUUUGGAAUGGCAAAACCUAUUACUUAAGUAUACUCACAACACUGAGAUCCGAGUAACCACCUUGUCAAACAUUACUAAACUCUAUCCACAACUAAAUUUUCAACUUUAUUUUAAAAAUCUUCUAGAUAAAGAACUGCAUAAUCUGACAUAUAUUACUUUGGAAAAUACGCCAUAUUUUGAGCAUUUAAAUCAAAAACUAUGGACUGCGGAGGAACUGGAACAUCAGUGCAAUUAUAUAAUGUUAAAAUUUCUAUCAUACUUAGCCAAGGAUAGUACAAUGAGUUUCACACCCAUGGAAUGUAUAAAAGAUUUGCGACGAAAAUUUGAUUUGGCAGUAAACUAUAUAUUCUAUCACCAUCCCUUCUUUAUACAACAAACUAGUUCUCAAGUAACACUCUACAAACUAGUUCAUGAAAUUAAAGAAACUAUGGCAAAAUAUUUUCAAGAAAAUCAUUUAAAUUUUUCCCCACAGCAAAUCAAUUAUUUCCAUAAUAAAUUACAAGAAAUUUCUAUUAAUCAAGGAAAUUUGCCCAUGUCAGCUAACUAUACUACUAUCGAGAAAUUCUAUCAAGAUUUAAGGGAAUUGGAAGCAAAUAACUAUUAUAAAAAUCAUCUAUUACUAUUAAAACAUCGUUUUCGUAAAUCACUAUACUAUGCUCAACAUCUGACACAUUUCAUAGUUAACGACAAUCGUAUGGGUGCUGUAACAUCACCGUAUUAUGUGUCUCAACAGAAUAUGAUUGUUAUACCUCUUGGCAGUUUUGCAUUACCACUCUUUGACGUUGGACAAACACCUCUGCAACUGUUAUCAGUUUUUGGUUUUGUUUUGGCUCAUGAACUAACGCAUGCUUUUGAUACUAUUGGUUUAAAUUAUGAUAAACAAGAGUGUAUGCAACAUCAACAGCCUACUAAAGAAAUUGAUGAACGUAUUGCUGAUCUUUUCGCCAUAAGAGUUGUCUAUCGCACUUUUGUGGAAUAUUAUUCAAAAGCUGCUAAAGGUGAUUGGCGCAAAGAAUUCUUUAUGAAUUUGGCACAAUUUUUCUGUACCAAAGAUAGUGUAAAUUUCAUAGAUCAUGAUGCAGAUGAUGUACGUUUGAGACAAAUUUUAAUGAAUUUUCAACCAUUUUCGGAAGCCUUUGGUUGUGUGGAAGGAAGUCCUAUGAAUCCUAAAACUAAAUGCCGACUUUAUUAGGGAAUUGGGUUAAAUUUUUAAUAUUUUCGUAGUUGUAAAAUAAAUAAAGCAUUUUUAAACACUAUUGAUCACAUAAAGGUCCUAUAAGUUAUGAUUUGACUUAAUGAAAGCUUAA
Messenger RNA from Lucilia cuprina (Australian sheep blowfly), 1942 nucleotides. RefSeq names its product endothelin-converting enzyme homolog. Bases 1 to 1827 code for a protein of 608 amino acids. Gene Ontology annotation, biological process: protein processing. Gene Ontology annotation, cellular component: plasma membrane. NCBI's taxonomy places the organism in Eukaryota, Metazoa, Arthropoda, Insecta, Diptera, Calliphoridae. Gene Ontology annotation, molecular function: metalloendopeptidase activity. The record is from RefSeq and is a predicted model, not a curated record. The transcript is spliced from 2 exons.